AUCGAGUGUAAAGUUCAGUGUACGUUAAAAACCUAUUACCUACGUCAACUAGCGCGUUGCCAAAGCCUUUAGGCUUUAUUUUUUAGGACUUGUAUUAUUUUCAAGUGCAUCAUUAUCAUACCAGCAGAUGCCUCAAUGGAUGAACAAAACGUUCUUCCAACUGAUGAAUCACCUUCUGUUUUUGGUGAAGAAUGCUCCUCGGUAGCUGAUGGAGAUCAGUCGGUACAGUCACAUUUUGAUGAAUCCGUAGACAGUGGAUACGAGGCUUCACCGGCCGGCAACAAUUGUCAAGAAAUAUUCAGUUUUAAUAUGGACGUUUCAACAGAGACAUUGCAUGAUGAUAUGCGUUUAUGUUGUUCAUUUGUGAACGAUCAAUGGUCAGAAAUUGAAGAACGUGUAGAAACUAGCUCCAAUAAACUCGGACCUUGUGGACAAAGUGAUCAAACUUGUGCCUGUGCUUAUAGGAAAGAACAAAAUUGUUUCUCUUCGUGUUCUUGUAGCUGUCAUUCAAUCACUAUAGAAAAAACACAGGAUCAAGAGUCUCCUAGUGAUGCAAGACCAUUUGUUCCAUUCUUCAUACGUCCUCGCGCCUCUAGAAGAGGUCUUGAAACCAGAGAUGUUUUGUGGUCAUCCGAAGUAGUAACACUUCCCAAUUACUACCAUUUUGACCGUAGUCCACGCUUCCGCCUGUAUUCUUUUUUUGGUCAGCCUGUUUCAAUUCUUCGCACUACUCUUCAGUCCAAUCGACUUCAAACCAAUUCCGUCCAAAACCAGCGUUUCUGUGCUCUCGGUACAGGAUCGCAUUCAUCCGCCGGGAACUACACUGUUUCGGUGGCAACGCAGACAACGUUCGAGAUUACACACAAUGAAGGUUACUUAUUUAAUUCUGCUGGGUCAUCAGAUGGUAAUAGAGUUUCCCAGAAUCAGGACAGUGAUUUAUCUUUAAUACUUCUCAAUACCUCUUCCAACCAAGCUCUUCCAGAUGUGGUCCAAACGCCAUCUUCUCGUCUUUUGUCGAAUACCUUGGUGGAGUUGCCGUUUGAAGCAUGGAUACACGAAACCGGGUCCAUUCUACGAGAAAUCAGUGCAGAAUUUGAACAAAACUGGAAUCAGGGAGUGUGCGAGGGAAAUGGCGUCUUUCGUUAUUGGUUGAACCGUAUCUUCUCCUGGCUACAAAGAAACCAAAGAUUAGAAACAGUUAGAUGUUGGCAUCGAUAUUACUCCAGUGGUGACAGAUCACGUCUGGACAUGUGACCUAUGAACUAUUCUAAAUAUAUAUUAAAUCUAUUAACUGAUAAGCAGGAAAGGCUACAGUACAUUCUUUAUUGAAAAUCGAAUUUACAGCUGAAUGGUUCAUUGCUCAAAUUUUGUGACAAUUUGCCACGUUUUACAUCCCAGGCAUAUCCUGGAAGACUACAUUUCACACGUUAAAAUAAACUAUCGAACUCCGUUCUCAAGCCCGAUGUGUGGUUCUGUUCACCACGAAGAUGUUGUGUUUGCAGCAUAUACAAGUUUGUCAAAGACACUCUAUUCUUUAUUUGCCGGACAAAUGAAUCAUUUAUUCACAGCUACAUGAUAGCUGUGCGAUAUAAAUGGAACUGAAAGAAAGACGAGGAGCAAUUUAUACACGUAUUAGAAACAAUUUAAUCUCCAGUAAGAGUUCUGCAAAGUAGUGACGCUAUAGUCGUUUUUAUGGAAAAGUACUACCAAAUCACUUUAAUGCGGCAUUUGGUCUCAGUUUCAGACAUGUUUGUUAUUUCACUCAAGCCAAAGUAUUGUAUUUAUUGUAUACAGUGUUACAUUGGUAAUUACUCUUGGGGUGUUCACUCAGAUGUUAAAUGUUUUAUAAGUAUGAUAUUAGUGGUGUUUGAAGAUAAAGACAUGUUGGUUUUUGCAAUAAAAGUAAGGAAUUAUCUAUUUAAUAAAUUGCGGCUUCUAAAUUCUCAGUC
Messenger RNA from Limulus polyphemus (Atlantic horseshoe crab), 1949 nucleotides. RefSeq lists its product as uncharacterized. Bases 136 to 1254 code for a protein of 372 amino acids. The record is from RefSeq and is a predicted model, not a curated record. Lineage: Eukaryota; Metazoa; Arthropoda; Merostomata; Xiphosura; Limulidae. The transcript has 4 exons.